Molecule: messenger RNA, 3503 nt
Organism: Cylas formicarius (sweet potato weevil)
Lineage: Eukaryota; Metazoa; Arthropoda; Insecta; Coleoptera; Brentidae
Gene: superdeath
Product: aminopeptidase N
Exons: 12
Coding region: 242-3265 (1007 amino acids)
Biological process (GO): proteolysis; peptide catabolic process
Cellular component (GO): cytoplasm
Molecular function (GO): peptide binding; zinc ion binding; metalloaminopeptidase activity
Source: RefSeq, a predicted model, not a curated record
UUGCAGUUCGACCGUGGAAGCGUCGAAUACUGAUUUCGCGUCGCUGUAAGCAUUUUCAACUUUCCGACGCGUGCCGGACAAAUGGAUUUAAGUGUCGACGCGGUUUUUCGCGAGGACCUCGAGUUUGGUUUUCGCCCGUCGGUUUAGAUUUUGGAAACGGCUGUCGCCGUGAGAGCGACCGGCGUCCAGAUGUUUUCUGAAAACUUUCAGUAAAAGAAACUUUGAGUUAUUUGGUGUACGCAUGAGAGGGGCGAAACGAAAGGAAGAGCGCAGCGACAUGACGCAUCACGAAAACCUCUCCAUGAUGGACACGGUAACCACUAAAUACGGCCGGACCAGCUUCGUUACUGUCUCGCGCACCCUGGCCAUCAUCUUGGUAGUCAUCUUCUUCAUAUGCCUCAUCGCCACAGGCCUGUUGGUAUACAGCUUCACCUCUACGUGUCCCAAAAACGAGACGAGACUUGGGGACGCAGAACAGGUAUCGAGGACGACCUCGUGUUCCGUACAAGUGAAGCAAGAGGAAGCGGUGUCCACCACGAUGCGCGCCGUCGUCACUCUUCCUCCACCUUCCACCACUUUCAAGACUGACGGCGCAUUGGAUAUCGAUAAGGAUUUGGAUAUCAGACUGCCAAGGUCCAUCAAACCUCGCUCAUAUAGGCUGCACCUGACGCCGUUCUUGGAACAGGGCAAUUUCACAUUCCACGGCAAAGUCACGAUCCUCGUCGAAGUAACAAAGACCUGCAGCAACAUAACGUUGCACGCGCAGGACCUCAUUAUAGACACGGUUAGUGUGAUGGACGCCGGCAAUAACACCGUGUCGAUCAAAGACGUGCGAACUGUGUCCGCAAAACAGUUCUUGGUGAUAGAUCUAGAUGAAGAAUUAGUGGAAACAAAUCAGUAUUACGUUUUCGUAGUGUUUAAGGGUGUACUUAACGACAUGCUGCAGGGCUUUUAUCGAAGCAGCUACGUAGAGAACAGCGUUACUAGGUGGAUAGCUGCCACCCAGUUCCAAGCGACAGACGCGAGGAAGGCAUUUCCCUGUUUCGACGAGCCCGCUUUAAAGGCCAAAUUCCAGAUCAGUAUCGCGAGGCCGAAGAAUAUGUCGUCCAUUUCGAAUAUGAGAAGGAUGGAGACAUCAGACCAUGUAGAUAAUUUGCCGGGGUAUGCGUGGGACCACUACGAGGAGAGUUUACCAAUGUCCACGUACCUGGUGGCAUUCGUCGUGUCAGACUUUCAGCACAUCAGCAACGGCAAUUGCUCGAUAUGGGCCCGACCCAGCGCUCUAUCCCAAGCCCAGUACAGCGUCAAGAUAGGACCGUCGAUCCUCAAAUACUACGAGCAGUUCUUCGGAAUCGAAUAUCCGCUGCCCAAGUUGGAUAUGGUCGCGAUUCCAGACUUCUCAGCAGGCGCCAUGGAAAACUGGGGUCUGAUCACCUACAGGGAACCGGUUUUGCUGUACGAGAACGGAGUGUCGAGCAAGUCCAGUUUGCAGAGGAUCGCUCACGUAGUCGCCCACGAACUGGCCCACCAAUGGUUCGGCAAUUUGGUGACGCCGGCUUGGUGGGAAGAUCUCUGGUUGAACGAGGGCUUCGCUACGUACGUCGAAUUCUUAGGAGCCCACGCGGUUCAACCAAAAUGGAAAGACUUGGACUUAUUUUUGGUCAGCGAGCUCCACGAGUCGUUCACGCUAGACUCCUUGAAGUCAUCGCAUCCUAUUUCCGUUAAGGUGUACAACCCCGACGAGGUAAACGACAUAUUCGACAGGAUUUCGUACUCGAAAGGUGCCUCCAUAAUUAGGAUGAUGCAGCAUUUCCUCGGCCAAGAAGUAUUCCACAAAGGGUUGAAUACCUAUUUGAAAAACAGGAUGUACGGUAGUGCCGAACAAGACGACCUAUGGUACACUCUCACCCAAGAGAGCCAGGCGAGCAAAUCCCUGCCGGAUGGUACAACGGUGAAACAGAUUAUGGACACGUGGACCUUGCAAACCGGCUACCCGAUAGUGACGGCAAUGAGACAACCCGACAGAUCUGUAACGCUGAUCCAGCAACGGUUCCUCUUAGACAGAGACGAACAGCACGAAGACGACACCUUGUGGUGGGUUCCCAUCACCAUUCUGGACAGCCAAGAUCGCCAAACCAACGCGUGGUUGAGCAACGUGAAAGAAACUACCGUGGAAAACGCGCUUGACGCUGACGUCUCGUGGUUCUUGAUCAACGUGAACCAAACCGGGUACUACAGGGUAAACUACGAGGUCGAGAAUUGGAAGAAAUUGAUGAACCAACUCCUGGGCAACGGUCACGUUAUUUUCACCCCUACGAAUAGGGCGCAAAUGUUGGACGACGCUCUGAACUUGGCCUUUGCCGGGUACCUUAGCUACGACGUCGCCCUGAACGUGACGAAGUACCUGGUCAACGAGAGAGAGUACGUAGCGUGGAAAGCGGCUCUGAACAACUUCGAGUUCUUGCACAAUAUGCUCGUGAGGACCGCCCAUUUUGAUAAGUUCAAGGUGUAUAUUACGGCACUACUCCAAGAUUUCUACGAAGAACUGGGAUUCAAAGAGGCUAGUAAAGAGGACCCGACGAGAGUACUGAACAGGAUGGAAAUUAUAAACCAAGCUUGCAAACUGGGAGUGAAGGACUGCGUGUUGCAAGCGGUUCAGCAGUUCCAGAAUUGGAGGAACAGCGCCAAUCCUGAUAAGGAAAAUUUCAUCAACCCCGACCUGCGCGAAACUGUGUACUGUACGGCCAUCGGCGUAGGUGGUCUGGACGAAUGGGACUUCGCCUGGAGCCGCUACCUCAAGACCAACGUGGCGACCGACAAAGAAAUUUUGCUGUCGGCGCUGGCCUGUUCCAAGGAAACCUGGAUACUGAGCCGGUACCUGGAAUGGUCCAUAACGGACAACUCCGGAAUACGGAAACACGAUAUCGCGAGGGUAUUCGCUGCGGUGUCGGCAAACCCCGUCGGACACGACUUAGCUUACAAGUUUUUGAAAAGCAAUUGGAAUAGAAUCCGCGAACAUUUGGGUCCAUCUUCAAUGUCUUUGAGUAGUUUGGUGAGAACGUCGACGGCAAAGUUCAACACGGACGAAGAGGUCGAUGACUUCAAGUCCUUUUUCCAGAGGAAGAAGGAGGAGUUUGGUAUCGCGACUCGAACCGCGGAGCAAUCUAUCGAGCAAAUAGAAGCGAAUACCAGGUGGAUGAAAAAACAUUAUCAAUCGAUCGUCAACUGGCUGGAAAAUUUUAAAAACGGAUAUUUUAACGGAUGAAAACUGAACUAGUUUAAACUCUUAAGAGGACGAGGUGUAAAUAUUUUUCCCGUCAACAAUUUGUGAAAAGGGAAACGAAUGGAUCGUGUAAUUUAACAUCAUGCUUUAUGCUCAAUUUUGUUAUUUAGGAAAGGGGAUUGGAAUUUAAUGGAAAUUUAUAUAUGAUUCUUCGUACAUUGUGUAAUAACGUAGUAUCAAAAAUUUGUGAGGCUUUACUGUAAAAUAAAUAUUUCUAAAA